Molecule: messenger RNA, 1039 nt
Organism: Misgurnus anguillicaudatus (oriental weatherfish)
Lineage: Eukaryota; Metazoa; Chordata; Actinopteri; Cypriniformes; Cobitidae
Source: RefSeq, a predicted model, not a curated record
AUGAAGAAAAAAAUGAACAAUUCUGAAGAUUUCGUUGAAGGAUCUGACUUGUCUGAUGCGACUGCUGAGGGGGAGGAUAAAGAAGUGAGGAAAGGAGAUGCCUGUCCUAAAAUUCCAGCCUUUCCCACCCCACCAAUGAAAAUAUCAAAGAAUGGUUCGCCCAGGUCUGUUGGCCGUGACAGGUCAACUAGUGGUACAUGUAGGUCUAUGGGCCAUGACAGGCCAUCUAGUCGUACAUCUAGGUCUGUGGGCCGUGACAGGUCAACUAGUCGUACAUCUAGGUCUGUGGGCCGUGACAGGUCAACUAGUCGUACAUCUAGGUCUGUGGGCCGUGACAGGUCAACUAGUCGUACAUCUAGGUCUGUGGGCCGUGACAAGUCAACUUGUGGUUUGUCAAGGUCCAGUUCUAUGAGCCGGGACAGUUCAAGUAGUCGUUCGUCCACGUCCGUGGGCCGGGACAGUUUAAGUAGUGUACCCAGGUCCCAGGCUGUGGAGAGCAAGUCCAUAGAUGGUCUUACACAUGAAAGUUCCAAAUACAAUAGGACUGUGCCAACCACAUUCCCGAUGUCAGAAGCGAAGUUCCAAAAAAUAGUACUCACAAAGCUGGUGACUCUGACUGAUGAAGUCAAAAAACUGCAGAGGAGCAUGCCUCACUCUGGAAUUGAAAUAACAAGGAUGGACACCUUGGAAGAGUUCCAGAGGGAGGAGGCUUCUCUUCAGGAAACAACUAAAUUUGAAACCUUGGUUUGUCAGCUGGCAAGAGUGGGGGGUAAAGACAUUAAAGACUGCACAUACAAAAUGUUGGACAGGGUCCUCACCAAUCAACUGAUGACCCUUUUCAACAUGAAGGGGAAGGGCAAAAAAGAGAAAAUGCGAUUUGAAGACACAAAAUUGUUUUCAGCAAUAAAAGCUGCUGUCAUGAAAUGGGAUAAGGCAGCAACAGAGGCCCAAAUAAAGUCUGCUGCAGCCGAUCAUCUUAAGCAUGCCCCCGGGAGAGUCGGGGGUGGUGGCUAUAAAUGAGUUUUUUUACCUUAGCAGC